Molecule: messenger RNA, 6717 nt
Organism: Pogona vitticeps (central bearded dragon)
Lineage: Eukaryota; Metazoa; Chordata; Lepidosauria; Squamata; Agamidae
Source: RefSeq, a predicted model, not a curated record
UAGGAGAGAAGAGAAUUCUGGCUGGUGUUGCCUACAUAUCCUGGAGACUUUUCCUUCUUUACUGUGGUGUAUGAGAAAACGAACGGUAGCUCUUGUCAGCCCGUUGGCUUAUGAAUGGAAAACAUGAAAGGAUUGUUGAUCCUUUCAGUGACUCAGUUGCCUUUGUUGGAUUGGAUGUUAGAAAAGAAGCCAAACGUCUUAAACAACAGCAAAUCCGCUGUGUAGCUGUUAAUGCCGCAACUACCAAAAAUUUGAAAGAAACCCAGUGGAGGAAAAAGCUGGCACAGUGUGAUGCUGGAACAUGAGCUGUUGCACUUUGAUCAGGAAGCUGCCUAAGAUUCACUUCUCUCUUUUUCAAUGCUGUUUGGGAACAUGAUGGACAAUUGGCUCAUAACAUGCGCGUGAAAACUCAUGAGAGACAUGCUGUACAGCUCAGGUCUCAGUUGUGGCUUUCAGAAUUCACCAUUUCAGGAUUUACACGUUUGUUCUACCUUCAUUUUUAAUCUGUUCGAUUGAGCAGCUGCUACCUUUGCUUGAAGCCGUGUGCUUUUGUUUUCCAUCCGUUCUUGCGUUGCACAGAACUCCGAUCUCCUGUUUUUAGUCAAGGGGACUUCCCAUGUACUCUGAAAGCCUUCCAAAACUCUUCCUUGGUUUCAGAAUGUUGUGGUGGGCAAAGCUGCUUCUGAGCUCUGCUUAAAGAACAGGAUCUCUAGGCAUCGAUGUCGGAAAAGCCCCGCUGGAAAGCCUUACUGUAGCAAAGCUCUCUUAAGCCAAAUGUGAGAAACGCCCCUGGGUCUUGGAAGUCUUCCUGACUAGCCGUGCAAAUAUCAAGCUUCCCCGGACGUUGUGAACGACCAAUAUUGGUCCUGCUUUUUCCUGUAUGAUUUACUUUUUGUGUGUAUGUGAAGUUUAACUUGAUUUUGUGUUGGAAGCCAGACUGUAUGUUGGAUUCAGGUCUUGUAUAACUUUUUUCUUGCACAUAUAGAUUGUAUGUGUUCCACAAAACUUUUUCUUUUUUUUUUGUAAGUGUCUGUGAGAUGUUAUUCAUUCUGACAUGGUGGUGCUUUUCUUUAAAUAAUAAUAAUAAAAAAAGAUACUGCUUUCUAUUUAUUAGUAUUUAAUAUUGCUGAUGAAUACAAGUUGGAAGUACUGUUCUGUACAUUUUGACAUGACCCGUGAUGAGGGAUUUGUGGGUUUGGAGCUGUUUUUCUCUUUCUGCAGGUGGUGUUUCAAAUGUGAUUUCGAGGUAACCUUGUUUUUGUCUUUUGGGGGUGGGGUGGGGGCCAGGGAGGUAAGGGUGAAGGGUUGUCUUCUUUUUAAUUGAUGGUAUCGCCUUUGCCCUUUUUUUCCCCCCUUCUUCUUUUUUCUUUGAUUCCCCCCUUUUUUUGCCGCUUGUCUUCUUCUUUACUAUUAAACUGCUGAUGUUUAUUUUCAGGAAUGUUUUGCAAAAUGUCCUUCUCACACUCUUCCCCAGUUCAACUGCUUUUGUUGUGAAACACCUCCUUGAAUACACACAGCAAACAGAGCCCAACCUACAGUACAGCCUAUUGUUGGUAUUUGGUCUCUUCAUGACUGAAAUAGUGCGUUCCUGGUCCCUGGCUUUAACCUGGGCAUUAAAUUACCGCACUGGGGUCAGACUGCGUGGUGCUGUCCUUACCAUGGUUUUUAAGAAAAUACUGAAGCUGAAAAAUAUAAAGGAGAAGUCUUUGGGAGAGCUCAUAAAUGUAUGUUCGAACGAUGGACAGAGAAUGUAUGAAGCUGCAGCUGUGGGUAGCUUAUUGGCUGGAGGUCCUCUUGUUGCUAUCCUUGGAAUGGUUUACAGUGUUAUUAUUCUGGGACCAACAGGCUUCCUGGGAUCGGCAGUGUUUAUCCUUUUCUACCCAGCCAUGAUGUUUGCAUCCCGCUGCACAGCUUAUUUCAGAAGGAAAUGUGUCGCCGCAACUGACGAGCGUGUACAGAAAAUGAAUGAAGUUCUGAACUAUAUUAAGUUCAUUAAAAUGUAUGCCUGGGUCAAAGCCUUUUCUCAGAAUGUUCAGAACAUUAGAGAAGAGGAACGCAAGAUCUUGGAGCGUGCUGGAUAUUUCCAGAGUAUCACUGUAGGAGUGGCUCCCAUAGUUGUGGUUAUUGCCAGUGUGGUGACGUUCUCUGUCCAUAUGAUCCUUGGCUAUGACCUCACAGCAGUUCAGGCCUUUACAGUGGUUACAGUGUUCAAUUCAAUGACCUUUGCUCUGAAAGUCACACCCUUUUCCGUGAAGUCUCUGUCUGAAGCGUCUGUUGCCGUUGACAGAUUCAAGAGUUUGUUUCUAAUGGAAGAGGUUCAUAUGGUAAAGAAAAAACCAGCCAGUCCUCACACAGCCAUAGAAGUGAAAAAUGCCACCCUGGCUUGGGAAUCCUCCCAUGCCAGUGUCCAGAGCUCACCCAAGAUGACCCCUAAAAUGAAAAAAGACAAGAUGGCCAGGAGCAGGAAGGAGAAGAAGCUGCAGCAGCAGGAGAGACAACAGGCGAUGCUUGCCGAGCAGAAGGGCCACCUCUUAGUGGACAGUGAUGACCCACCAAGCCCUGAGGAGGAGAACAAGCAAGCACAGCUGAUGAACGUCCGGCUUCAGAGAGUUCUUUAUAAUGUUGACCUGGACAUUGAAAAGGGGAAACUGGUCGGCAUUUGUGGCAGCGUGGGGAGUGGGAAAACCUCACUCAUUUCCGCAAUUUUAGGACAGAUGACUCUACUGGAGGGCAGCGUAGCUGUAGACGGAACCUUUGCCUAUGUGGCCCAACAGGCGUGGAUUCUCAAUGCCACACUCAGGGACAAUAUCCUCUUUGGAAAGGAGUUUGAGGAAGAAAGAUACAACACUGUGUUAAAUGACUGCUGUCUCAGACCUGAUUUGGCGAUAUUACCUAAUGGGGACCUGACAGAGAUUGGUGAGCGAGGUGCCAACCUGAGUGGGGGGCAGCGCCAGAGGAUCAGUCUUGCUCGAGCUCUGUACAGCGACAAGCAUAUUUACAUCCUUGACGACCCUCUCAGUGCCUUGGACGCUCAUGUCGGAAACCACAUCUUCAACAGUGCAAUACGGAAGCACCUGAAGUCAAAGACGGUUCUCUUUGUUACACAUCAGCUCCAGUAUCUUGUGGAUUGUGAUGAAGUGAUCUUCAUGAAAGAGGGUUGUAUCACCGAGAGGGGAAGCCAUGAGGAUCUGAUGAAUCUGAAUGGUGAUUAUGCAGCCAUUUUUAACAGCCUGCAGCUGGGAGACACACCACAUAUUGAGGUUAACAUAAAGAAGACCACAAACAUUUCACUGAAGAAGCACCCAGAUAAAGGGUCCAAAUCAGGAUCUGUGAAGAAAGAGAAGGUGGUGAAGAAAGAAGAAGGCCAACUCAUACAAGUGGAAGAUAAAGGGAAAGGUUCUGUCCCUUGGUCGGCUUAUGGUGUAUAUAUCAAGGCAGCUGGAGGCCCCAUUGCGUUUCUCAUCAUUAUGACACUGUUCAUAUUGAAUGUGGGCAGUACUGCAUUCAGCAAUUGGUGGCUAAGUUACUGGAUCAAACAAGGCAGCGGGAACUCCACCUUGAUGCUGGGAAAUGAAACAGUUAUAAGCAGCAGCAUGAAGGAUAAUCCUCAUAUGCGUUACUAUGCUGGUAUCUAUGCACUCUCCAUGGGUGUCAUGCUGAUUCUGAAGGCUGUGCGUGGGGUGGUUUUUGUCAAGGGAACAUUGCGAGCGUCUUCCAGGCUCCAUGACGAGCUAUUCCGACGAAUUCUUCGUAGCCCUAUGAAAUUUUUUGACACAACACCUACAGGGAGGGUUCUCAAUCGGUUCUCCAAAGAUAUGGAUGAAGUUGAUGUCCGUCUGCCAUUUCAAGCUGAAAUGUUCAUACAGAACGUCAUCCUGGUGUUCUUCUGUGUGGGAGUUAUCUCAGGUGUCUUCCCAUGGUUCCUAAUGGCAGUUGGGCCUCUUGUCGUCCUUUUUACAAUCCUCCAUGUUGUCUCUAGGGUCUUCAUUCGAGAGUUGAAGCGCCUGGACAAUAUUACGCAAUCUCCAUUCCUUUCACACAUCACAUCAAGCAUACAAGGCCUGUCUACAAUCCAUGCCUACAAUAAAGGGCAAGAAUUCCUUCAUAGAUAUCAAGAACUGCUAGACAACAACCAGGCACCACUCUAUUUAUUCAGCUGUGCAAUGCGUUGGUUAGCGGUCAGAUUGGACAUCGUCAGCAUUGUCCUCAUCACAACCACCGGCUUAAUGAUUGUCCUCAUGCAUGGAAAGAUCCCCCCUGCCUAUGCAGGGCUAGCCAUCUCCUAUGCAGUUCAGCUAACAGGGUUGUUCCAGUUCACAGUCAGGCUGGCUUCAGAAACAGAGGCCCGCUUCACCUCUGUGGAGAGGAUUGACCACUACAUCAAGACUCUUUCUCUGGAGGCUCCAGCUCGCAUUAAGAACAAGGCUCCCCCUCCAGACUGGCCCCAGGAAGGAGAGGUCAUUUUUGAAAAUGCGGAAAUGCGGUACCGGGAGAACCUGCCACUUGUUCUCAAGAAAGUGUGCUUCACUAUCAAACCCAAGGAGAAGAUCGGCAUUGUGGGGAGAACAGGGUCAGGAAAGUCUUCUUUAGGAAUGGCUCUCUUUCGUUUGGUUGAGCUCUCAGGCGGUUGCAUUAAAAUCGACGGAGUGAAAAUCAGUGAUAUUGGAUUAGCCGAUCUCCGGAGCAAACUUUCCAUAAUCCCCCAAGAGCCUGUGCUAUUCAGUGGUACUGUGAGAUCCAACUUGGAUCCUUUCUCACAGUAUGGUGAGGAGCAAAUCUGGGAUGCCUUGGAAAGGACUCACAUGAAGGACUGUAUUUCCCAGCUGCCCAUGAAACUUGAAUCUGAGGUGAUGGAAAAUGGUGAAAACUUUUCUGUUGGAGAGAGGCAGCUGCUUUGCAUUGCCAGAGCGUUGCUGCGUCGUUGUAAGAUUUUGAUCUUGGAUGAAGCAACAGCUGCCAUGGACACGGAGACUGACUUGCUGAUCCAGGAGACCAUCAGAGAGGCAUUUGCAGACUGCACAAUGCUGACGAUUGCUCAUCGCCUUCAUACAGUUUUGGGCUCGGAUCGGAUCAUGGUGCUGAUGCAAGGACAGGUGGUGGAAUUUGAUACUCCAUCUGCACUCCUGUCCAAUGAGAACUCCCGCUUCUAUGCCAUGUUUGCUGCUGCAGAAAACAAGAUUGCUGUCAAGGGCUAAAAUUCAGGGCAAUGUCACUUUAAUUAGGAGGGUAUUAUGCUCUGCAUUUGGCAGGUUUCUCCUCCUCCUCCUCCUCCUCCAUCUCUGUGUUCUCCAAGCAGACUAUUAUUGCCUUGUCAUCUUUAUGUUUUAGGUAUCAUGGGUUAAACUGAGUUCUUUUUUUCCAAGAAGUACUGUAAAGAAGAUUCUUUAUGGUUUCUAUUAUGGUAUUUAUUCCAUGUUCUUCUUACUAAUUUUUGCUAUUAAAUGCACUGUACAAAAUGGCUCAGGGAGCCAUGAUUAUAAAUGUAUUAAGAGGCCUAUAUUGAAGCUUUAUACAUGCAGCUAUAUCUAUACAGAAUUCUGUACAUAGCCUAUAUUUACAGUGGAAAUGUAAACCGUUUAUUUUAUAUUAAAAUGAGCGCUGUGUUAAUACCAGUGCAUAUUCUUUUCUAUCAUUUUUGUACAGUUUUAUGGUGCUGGGAAUCUGGCUUUUGCCGGGCCGUGCUGGAGCCUGUUUUGUCUCCUGCCACCGGCCUUCCUCCAAGUGCCGGAUUUUCCCAGAUUGCAGGAUGGGAAUGAAAUAGUUGUGUCCUUCUGUGUCCUUUCGUCAUGGCCCUACAUGGGGGAUGUGGGCAGUUGUGCUAUAGCUGUAGACUCUCUAGCACAUUGCCAGGGUGCACAGAAGUAGCCCAGCCACGUCCCAGGUUUCCUCCUCCUCCUGAUGGAACUUCUGAUCCUUGUUUUUUUUUUCUUUUUGAUUUCUUCCCUAAGCUCUGUUGGGUGCCGUAAGGGAAGAACCGCACAUUUUGCCUUAGGUUAUCUUACCAGCCCCUCAUCAUUCACUCCAGUGCAAUAAAGGGAAUGUACUGACAUUCUCUUUCAAUAGAGUUUGGUUUUAUAUUUUAUAGAAAGGAAAUGCAAAUGCCCUCUGCUGAGCAAACACUGUGGCUUGGGAUCCCUACAUGGUAAUUAGUACUAAACUACAGCAAUGAACUUUAAGAUCAGGAUUCUCUAGUCCUGCCUGUAAACAUUUUCGAAUUCGCCUCUGCUGAAUUACUGAUCUAGAUAAUACAAAUGCUUCACCUGGAAAGCUCUUCUGGUGCUUUGGUAUUUGUAACAAAUAACCAUACUCAGCGUGUGUGCAAAUUUCUUCCUGCCUGUUUGUUACUAAACUUAUCACUCUUCUCCUUCCAGUCUGCAAUUUUGAGCAAGCUCCUGCUGAUCAGGGUUUGACACUGGUGUAGGAAGUUUUAUUUCCUUACUGUAAAGAGACCUACCUCAGGUUGCUGAGUCCUGUGUGGUACGUUACCAUGGUGGCUGUAUGCCGUCCCUCGUAUAUGGAACCAGUAGCCCGGAGUGGGGCGUGGGUCAGUCCUGUAAUAGUUGUUCCUUUUUAACUUGAUCAGCGUUGCACGUGAUUUUGUUUGUCUGUUUUGGUUUUUUGGUCCAUCUGGACUUUUAUAGCUUUGGCAUGUUUGCUAAUUGUCUGUUGGGACACACAUCUGGAAACGUGAAUAAAAACUAUUUUGGCUUUUGUAAA